Messenger RNA from Choloepus didactylus (southern two-toed sloth), 2811 nucleotides. It is a transcript of the gene ARHGEF16, whose product is annotated as Rho guanine nucleotide exchange factor 16. NCBI's taxonomy places the organism in Eukaryota, Metazoa, Chordata, Mammalia, Pilosa, Megalonychidae. The transcript has 15 exons. The coding region runs from base 317 to 2413 and encodes 698 amino acids. The record is from RefSeq and is a predicted model, not a curated record. Gene Ontology annotation, molecular function: protein binding; guanyl-nucleotide exchange factor activity. Gene Ontology annotation, biological process: activation of GTPase activity.
GCCCAGGUGCGCCGGGUGACGCGCGCGGGCCCGGCCAGGUGCGGUGGCGCCCGCACAGGUGUCCCGGCCCGGCCCCGCCCGCGCCCCCGCCGCCGCGUCGGGGCCCUCGGACCCCGAGCCGCCCGCCCUGCCCGCCGGGGCCCCCCACCUGCCGGGGUCCCCACCUGCCGCGGCCGCCCGCGCCGCCCCUCCCGCCGGGCGCGCAGGAAGUCGGGGAGGCGGGGACGGGGAGGGACCCGGCGGGAGCCCGGAGGCGGGACCGCGACCGCUGCCGCCGCCGCCCCGUGCCCUCGGCGGGGCCCUGGUGCUGCCCAGGAUGUCCCAGCGGCACUCAGACAGCUCCUUGGACGAGAAGUUUCUGGAAUACCGCUUUCACGCGGAGCUGCAGCUCGACGCAGAUGGGAACCCCUCGUCCAGGCUGCCGAUGGUUCGGGGCUCCCUGCGGGCCAGGGCCAAUGCCGCCUCCCCACCUGAGGCCGUGCCAGCCCCGGAGGGCCAGGAGCCGCCACCCGUCGUCCUGAGCACGCAGAGCGCGGCCGCCCGCAAGCUGGGCACGCAGCAGCUGAUCCCCCGGAACCUGGCCGUGGUCAGCAGGGCGAAGGUGCCCGCCCGCCACCAGAGCUUCGCGGCGGCCGUGCUCAGCAAGGAGGCUGCCCGGCGGGACCCCCAGCUCUGCCCGGCCCCCAGCUUCUCCCUGGACGACAUGGACGUGGACGUGGGCCCCGGGGGGCUGCUGCGGCGUAACCUGCGGAACCAGUCCUACCGGGCGGCCAUGAGGGGCCCAGGCACCGCGGGCGGCGGGGGCAGCGCGGCCCAGCUCAGUCCCAAGCUGCAGGCGCUGGCUGAGGAGCCCGGGCAGCCGGCCGUGCGGGGCCCGGCCAAAACCAAGAAGACGCUGGGGCGGAAGCGUGUGCACAAGGGCUCCUUCAAGGAUGACCCCCAGCUGUAUCAGGAGAUCCGUGAGCGGGGCCUCAACACCAGCCACGAGUCUGACGACGAAGUGCUUGAGGACCCCCGGGGGCCCCGGCCGGCGGACGCCAUCGUGGUCAAGAGCUACCGGCCCGCCCAGGUCACCUGGAGCCAGCUCCCCGAGGUGGUGGAGUCCGGCCUGCUGGAGCAGCUGCCCGCAGAGGAGCGCAAGAGGCAGGAGGCCAUCUUCGAGAUCCUCACCUCGGAGUUCUCCUACCUGCACAGCCUGAGCGUCCUGGAGGCCGAGUUCCUGCGGUCCCAGGAGCUCCGGGCCACCAUGACGCAGACCGAGCACCACCACCUCUUCUCCAACAUCCUGGACGUGCUGGGGGCCAGCCAGCGGUUCUUCGAGGCGCUGGAGCAGCGGUCCAAGGAGCAGGUGUGCGUGCAGGACAUCAGCGACAUCCUGGAGGCCCACGCCGAGGGCCACUUCCAGCCCUACGUCGUGUACUGCUCCAACGAGGUGUACCAGCAGCGCACCCUGCAGCGGCUGAUGAGCAGCAGCGGCGCCUUCCGCGAGGCCCUGCGGGCGAUCGAGAAGCGGCCUGCAUGCGGCAGCCUGCCCCUGCUGUCCUUCCUGAUCCUGCCCAUGCAGAGGGUGACGCGGCUGCCCCUGCUGGUGGACACGCUGUGCCUCAAGACCCAGGGCCACCCCGAGAGGUACAGGGCCGCCAGCCGUGCCCUGAAGGCCAUCAGCAAGCUGGUGAAGCAGUGCAACGAGGGAGCGCACAGGAUGGCGCGCACGGAGCAGCUGUACACGCUGCACACACAGCUGGACUUCGGAAAGGUCAAGUCGCUCCCCCUGAUCUCUGCCUCCCGGUGGCUGCUGAAGCGUGGGGAGCUCGCCCUGGUGGAAGACACGGGCCUCUUCCGGAAAAUCGCCGGCCGGCCCACCUGCUACCUGUUCCUGUUCAAUGACGUCCUGGUCGUCACCAAGAAGAAGAGCGAGGACAGCUACGUGGUCCAGGACCACGCCCAGACGGAGCACAUCCGGGUCCAGAAGGUAGAGCCCACGGAGCUCCCCCCGUCGGGCGGCAGCAACCGCAGCUCCUGCGUGCCGCACCCCUUCCGCGUGACGAUGCUGCGCAACAGCGAGGGCCGCCAGGAGCACCUGCUGCUCUCCUCGGACUCCACGAGUGACCGGGCCCGGUGGAUCAUGGCACUGGGACACAGGGAGAGGCAGGGCCCAGCCAACAAAGGCGACCUGCUCCAGGUGGAGGUCACCAAGGCCUACUUCGCCAGGCAGGAGGAUGAGGUCACGCUGCAGCUGGCGGAUGUGGUCCUGGUCCUGGAGCAGGAGGACGGCUGGCUCUACGGCGAGAGGCUGCAGGACGGAGAGGCGGGCUGGUUCCCUGAGGACUUUGCCCGCCCCAUCACCAGCCGCGGCGCCGUGGAAGGCAACGUGCGCAGGAUGGAGCGGCUGCGGGUGGAGACGGACGUGUAGCCUGCUCGGCUGGGCACCACGGAGGGGCUGGGCGGCCGGGGGCAGCUCCAACCUUGGGUCCAGGAGUGUGGCCGGCUUGGCCCAAGUGCCCUGGAUGGUCCCGGGGUCUCCCAAGACUCUGGGGCUGCGGCCCCCAGCUCAGAUGCUUCCGGGGAGGAGCGACCACACGUGCCUUCCUGGGCAGCAUCUCCGGGCGAGCGCCUCGGGCCAGGCCAGUUCCAGCUGGGGGCCCUGGCCAGGACCUCUCACAGGAUGGGUGACGGCAAUGGGAGAGGACAGUGCUGCAGACAGCGGGCAGUGUGGGGCUGUCUCCCUCCUGCUCCCCCUGCCCGGGGACCCCAUGUGGACCGGAGACUGCCCCUUCGAGCUUUCCAGAGGCAUUAAAGCACUUCUUUAGA